AUGGUCUUCAAAGUAGCAGAUGUCUCUCUCGCAGCGUUCGGUCGCAAGGAGAUUGAGAUUGCUGAGAAUGAAAUGCCAGGAUUGAUGUUCGUCAGGGAAAAGUACGGACCCUCUAAGCCUCUUUCUGGCGCUCGUGUUGCUGGAUGCUUGCACAUGACCAUUCAAACCGCCGUUUUGAUCGAGACAUUGACUACUCUCGGCGCUGAAGUCACCUGGUCAUCUUGCAAUAUCUUCUCGACCCAGGACCAUGCUGCCGCUGCCAUCGCUGCAACUGGAGUCCCUGUCUUCGCUUGGAAGGGAGAAACUGAGGAGGAGUACCAAUGGUGUAUUGAACAGAGUCUUACUGCCUUCCCUGGUGGCAAGUCAUUGAACAUGAUUCUUGACGACGGUGGUGAUCUUACCACCCUUGUCCACGAAAAAUUCCCCCAAUACCUGAAGGACAUCAAAGGUGUUUCUGAGGAGACUACUACGGGUGUCCACCACCUGUACAAGGCUUUCCGUGAGGGCAGGUUGAAGGUCCCAGCCAUCAACGUCAACGACUCCGUCACGAAGUCCAAGUUCGACAACUACUACGGAUGCCGGGAAUCUCUUGUUGAUGGUAUCAAGCGUGCCACUGAUGUCAUGCUUGCCGGCAAGGUUGCCGUUGUUGCUGGUUACGGUGAUGUCGGAAAGGGAUGUGCUGAAUCACUGCGUUCAUACGGCGCGCGUGUUAUCGUUACGGAAAUCGACCCCAUCAACGCCCUGCAAGCUGCGAUGGCUGGUUACGAGGUGACGACCAUGGACGAUGCCGCUCCGCGUUCAAAUGUCUUUGUUACCACCACUGGUAACCGUGAUAUCAUCACUGGCAAGCACUUCUUGGUUAUGCCCGAGGAUGCUAUUGUUUGCAAGUGCGUACAGUAUCCAUUACUUUGCAUCGGUCACUUCGAUGUUGAAAUCGAUGUUGCAUGGUUGAAGGCCAACGCCAAGCAGGCUGUCAAUGUAAAGCCUCAGGUUGACCGCUUCACAAUGCCUUCCGGUCGUCACAUCAUCCUCCUCGCUGAGGGUCGUCUCGUAAACUUGGGUUGUGCCACCGGCCACCCGUCCUUCGUCAUGUCCUGUUCCUUCGCGAACCAGGUGUUGGCCCAGAUUGCUCUCUGGACCACCCCAGAGAAAUUCCCCCUCGGCGUUCACAUGCUGCCCAAGGAGCUGGACGAGGAGGUUGCUCGUGCUCACCUUGCUCAGCUCAACGUCAAGUUGACUGAGCUCAGCACCGAGCAGUCUGAGUAUCUUGACAUCCCUGUCCAAGGUCCAUACAAAGCUUCGCACUACAGGUACUGA
Messenger RNA from Suillus plorans, 1317 nucleotides. Its product is annotated as Adenosylhomocysteinase. Gene Ontology annotation, molecular function: adenosylhomocysteinase activity. The coding region runs from base 1 to 1317 and encodes 438 amino acids. Gene Ontology annotation, biological process: L-methionine cycle. The transcript has 12 exons. Gene Ontology annotation, cellular component: cytosol. The record is from RefSeq and is a predicted model, not a curated record. Lineage: Eukaryota; Fungi; Basidiomycota; Agaricomycetes; Boletales; Suillaceae.